CUAAGCGAAGGAAAAAUUGUAGACAUUUUUGGAUUAUGUGACGGUUAAGGAAUAACUAUUUUAAUAUUACUUUUAAAUAAACGAUGUGAUAAGACUUUUAUAUACGAGUAUAAAAUAGUGCUCGUAGGCAUUCCAUUAAAUAUAUUAUUUACUAAAAUGUGGUAUUGAUGUCCAAAGAAUUAAUAGCCCUUAACAACUUAUCGUAAUAUUCAGGCUUUUAUAUAAUAAAAUUAUAAGUUUCUUUUAUUAGAUCUGUAAAAAAACUUAGAAGAAAGAUACAAUCAUGUUUGGUAGAUUCAAAUAUGCAUUGAUGAGUGCAGUUGGUGGAAGCGAGUUAGGUUUACAAUAUAAUAAUGAAUCUGAUAAUGAAACAGUUACGGAUGUGAUAAACUCUAAUAUACCAAUAACUAUUGAAACAAAACCAUAUAGCCGACCAAGUUUUCUUGGUUUAACAAAUGAAGAAACUCAGGUGAGUGCGGAUCAUAAAGUACGUCCAAUAAUAGUACCUAGAGAUCUUAGUAGAUUGCCAUGGUGCGCUGGUUAUGCAGAAUGCAUAAAUGCUGGAAAAAGUACAUGGAACGAGGAUCAAGCCACAGCGGUGCGUGGUGACUUAAAACUAACGGAUGCAAACACAAGUUUACCGUAUGUUAUGUUUUCAAUGUUUGAUGGUCAUGCUGGCUAUCAAGUAGCUUUAACUGCAAGAUUACAUCUCCAUAGGAUAAUUUUGGAAAGGUUAAUGGCUAUACCAGGUGAAAUUUUAUUAUCUGAAAAUAAUGAAGCUACUGUGAUACAAGGAAAAGAUUUAAUUGUAGGAGCUAUUGAACUUGCUUAUAGACAAAUGGAUCAAAUGGUCGAACAUCAAGCACAAAAAGGAGGUGGAGGAUGUACAUCUUUAACAGUUCUUUUCCUACAUGGCAAACUUUAUGCUGCUGGGGCUGGAGAUUCUAGAACGAUUAUGAUAUUGGAAGAUAGUGAACGAGCGCUUACUAGAGACCAUACCCCUGAUUCAGAAUCAAGUCGUGUACGUGCUUUAGGGUAUUUAAAAAGUGGAGAACUUUUGAAAGGACACUUUACAUCACUAGAAUUUAAAAAAAGACCUUUACAAAGAGAUAUAGGUUCAACGGUUUUAUAUAGGGAGCCAUACAUGACAGGCUGGGCAUAUAAAAUUUUAUCACAACCUGAUCUACGGUUACCUCUUGUAUCUGGACAGGGAAAACGAAGUAGAGUGAUGGGCACAAUAGGAGUUACUCGAGGAUUUGGUGAUCAUGGACUGAAAGCUGCAAAUACAGGUGUUAAUAUAAAACCAUUUUUGUCAUCUCAACCUGAAGUGCAAUCAAUAAACUUAGAAGAGUGUAAUCUUAAUGAAAGAGAUUGCAUUGUUUUAGCAACGGAUGGUUUAUGGGAUGUAAUUUCUGAUAAGACUGCAGCUAACAUACUUAGAAAGACUCUUGCACCAGAUACUCCAUCAUUAGAAUACAGACUGACAAUGGGCGCACAAGAAUUGGUUCAGGCAGCAAGAGGUAGAUUAGUUGGUCGAGUGUGGAGACUUAAAUCUGAAAUGCAAGAAAAUGGAGAGGACGAGAUACUUCCAAUGGCAUCUGUCGAUGACAUAAGUGUAAUGGUUGUGCCGCUUUAUCCUUAUCUGUGCGAACAUAAACAGUGGAUUAAAACACAACAACAAGAGAAACGGCAUUUAAUUAAUUCGUUAGAAUUAUCGACAAGUGAUGCAACCUAAAGUAUCGAUUUUUUUUUUACAUUUUUAACUAGUUAGCAAUAAAGGAAAGGAAGGAAUCCUUAGUUGAAGAUCUUUUUUCAUCUCAUCACAUUUUUCAUGAAACAAAAUCAAAAGAUUUAUUGAUUAAUUUUCAUCUUAGAUAAUAAACGAUGACAGAUAUACUUUCACAUGCUACGCAAUAACAAUAU
This is a messenger RNA of Ceratosolen solmsi marchali, 1923 nucleotides long. RefSeq names its product protein phosphatase 1H. The coding region runs from base 284 to 1735 and encodes 483 amino acids. The transcript is spliced from 7 exons. Gene Ontology annotation, biological process: protein dephosphorylation. Gene Ontology annotation, molecular function: cation binding; [pyruvate dehydrogenase (acetyl-transferring)]-phosphatase activity. The record is from RefSeq and is a predicted model, not a curated record. Gene Ontology annotation, cellular component: mitochondrion. Lineage: Eukaryota; Metazoa; Arthropoda; Insecta; Hymenoptera; Agaonidae.